GACUAUAUAAACAACCACUAUGGCAAAUUUCAUCUCCAGCCCACAACCACACCCUAACAAAAUGUCUCAACCGCCGGCGACUAACCACCCCACCGGCGUCCACACAAUCUCCUCCGCCACCACCACCGCCGCACCGGAGGAAAGUUCACGACCACACCCCCCUAAAAUAGUCGUUCUAGCUGACCUCAACGUUGACCCACCUACCGAUUCUGACGUCAUCGAUUCUUUUCCCAGGUUGAGUAAUGAAGAAAAUAAUCAAGAUAAAAUGAGUUUUCUGGGAAAAGAUUCGGAUACGGUUGAACUAGAAAGUAAGCAGUCUAAAAAACUUGUGAAAUCCCGUUCACGAGUCGGAAAGAUGGAGUUUCCCAUUGAUUGUGGAGCCGAUGCGGAAGGUGAUCAUAACGGUCCAGGAUUGCCGUCAUCUCGUGAGGAAAAAGUCAGCAGCCUUAAAACAGGUUUGGUACACGUUGCACGAAAGAUGCCUAAAAACGCACAUGUUCAUUUUAUACUUGGCCUAAUGUACCAACGAAUGGGACAACCACAAAAGGCGGUUUCUGCAUAUGAAAAGGCAGAAGAAAUCUUGCUUCGUGGUGAUGAAGAUAUCGAUAGGCCCGAUUUACUUUCGUUAAUCCAGACUCAUCAUGCCCAGUGUAUUUUGCUGGGAAGUUCGGAAGAAUAUGGUUCAGGAAAAGAACCAGAGGGUAAGGAGCUUGAAGAAAUAAUCCGCAAGUUAAACGAGUCAAUGGCAUCCGAUAUUAGGCAGGCAUCGGUUUGGAACACUUUAGGUGUAUUGCUACUUAAAUCAGGCCAUUUGCAGAGUGCGAUAUCAGUGCUUUCAUCUUUACUGGCGGUGGUCCCUGAAAAUUUGGAUUGCAUUGGAAACCUCGGAAUGGCUCAUCUUCAAAACGGAAACUUGGAACUUUCAGCAAAAUGUUUCCAAGACCUGAUCUUAAAAGACCAAAAUCACCCUUCGGUUUUUAUUAACUAUGCCGCGCUUCUUUUGUGUAAAUAUGGGUCUGUAGUCGCAGGUGCAGGGGCAAACGGUGAAAACGGGGCUUGUUUGGAUAGAGUUACAGCAGUUAACGUAGCUAAAGAAUGUUUAUUAGCUGCCGCAAAAGCAGAUCCGAAAGCCGCUCACGUGUGGACUAAUCUCGCUAACGCAUAUUACAUGGCUGGUGAUCAUUACCACUCCGGCAAGUGUUUGGAAAAGGCUGCAAAGUUGGAGUCCAAUUGUUUGGCGACUCGAUACGCUGUUGCUGUUCAUCGAAUCAGAGAAGCUGAACGGUCACAAAAUCCUAGUGAACAGCUUUCUUGGGCCGGAAAUGAAAUGGCUUCGAUAUUAAAAGAAGGGGACGCACUUGCGGUUGAGCUCCCCAUAGCUUGGGCCGGGCUUGCUAUGGUCCACAAGGCCCAACAUGAAAUCGCAGCGGGAUUUAAGGUUGAACAAAAUGAAUUAAUGGAAGUUGAAGAAAGAGCACUUUACAGUUUAAAGCAGGCGAUAUCAGAGGACCCCGAUGAUCCAGUACAGUGGCACCAACUUGGGCUUCAUAGUCUUUGUAUUCAAGACUUCAAAACAUCGCAAACGUACCUCAAAGCCGCAGUUGCUCGCGACAAGGAAUGUUCAUAUGCUUGGUCAAACCUAGGUAUCUCCCUGCAACUAUCGGACGCGUCAUCUUUACAAGCUGAAGAAGUAUAUAAACGGGCCUUAUCAUUGGCAAAGCCCGAACAGGCCCAUACGAUCUUUUGUAAUCUGGGAAACUUUUACAGACAGCAAAAGCAGUAUGAGUGUGCGAAAGCCAUGUUUACUAAAUCGUUGGAUCUGCAGCCCGGUUAUGCUCCCGCAUAUAACAAUCUAGGGCUUGUAUUUGUCGCUGAAAGGCGAUGGGAAGAAGCGAAGUUCUGUUUUAAUAAAGCUUUUCAGGCUGACCCGUUGCUUGAUGCAGCUAAAUCUAAUAUGAUUAAAGCGGCAGCUAUGUGUAGAGUGUGUGCACCGCUUCUUAAUUAACUUUUGUAUGUGAAUGUUAUUUGACAUAAUUGUUGUUCUGGGAUAUUAGUGUUUGUAAUUUGUACAUAAUGCAUAUAUCUGUUUCUUCAA
Helianthus annuus (common sunflower) is the source of this 2095-nucleotide messenger RNA. RefSeq names its product probable UDP-N-acetylglucosamine--peptide N-acetylglucosaminyltransferase SPINDLY. Gene Ontology annotation, molecular function: protein binding. NCBI's taxonomy places the organism in Eukaryota, Viridiplantae, Streptophyta, Magnoliopsida, Asterales, Asteraceae. The coding region runs from base 20 to 2005 and encodes 661 amino acids. The record is from RefSeq and is a predicted model, not a curated record. The transcript has 10 exons.